AUGCUCAAUUACAACGACAACGAACAAACGCUUCUAGAGUUCUAUCACACUGACUCUCUCAAGAACUCGGUCCCAGACACGCAAGACACGCAAGAUUUGGCCACUGAAGUCACCCAGCUAACUGCAAACGAUGCAACCACAGACAUCCAGAAACUAGACGCCUUGAGCACAUAUUUACAGGCCAGGCUAACAUUCCAUCAUUCCCAGAAUUCAGAGCACGAUUUCAUUGACCCAUUGAGUGGGAAAAAUGUCGUGGAUGUUCUUGUAGAAAAGGGAGUCAUUGAGUCGGCAAACGACCCAUCAAUAGAUAAGUUCUUGGUCUCCUCGCAACAGUUCAAUCCUGAAACAUUUCUUGCGACCGUUCAUGAGGAUACUCCAAUAGAGAGGUUGGUUGUUGGUCUUGAUGGUUUGGAUCGAGCUAUUCGCAGCCACACCUCUGAGCUCAAGUCGGUUCUUAAUGACAACUACAAGCAGUUCGUUUCGAGCAAACACUUUAUUGAUGAGAUUCUUACAGAAUUCAAGGGGCUGAAGUCUCACGCGCAGCAGCAACGUGAGAAAAGCAAGGUGUUCAACCCUGCUAAUCGUAGAAAAAUCGACGCCAGUGAGACCCUUCUAUCGGAGCUUGAAGAGUCCAUCAACAAUCUUAAUCUCUCUUCGAACUUGAUGAUUAGGCCCAUCAUGGAACAUAAUGCCAAGGAGGCGAAAGUGGCUGCUUUGAUUGAGUUCAUCAAGGACAACACCCAGAUAUUUAGCCUUCCUCUGACUCUCAUUGAGUGCCUUGCGUCGAACGAUCAUGAUGCAUUUAUAGACACAUACAAUCGUUUUCUCAGCGAUAAAGAUGAGUUGUUACGGCUGCAACAACAAGAACUUGAUGAGGCCAGGAACUCUGGAGCCGAUGGCGAAUCCCGCAAACUUGAAAAGCUACAUGCCCUUCAGAACACUGCAUUAUCUCGUGUCAUUAAUGAGGUCACCAAGAUCGCUACGGAGUAUCGUAAGAAAGCGUUCAAGGACCUUCUCUCAAUGGACCAUGAAGUGUCCCUCAAGUCUAGUCGUAAAAUGGCCCUGGACGUCAAAUUCAUCGACUUGGUGGAUAAAUUGCAUCGCAUGAGCGAGGGAAGUCUGGAAGUCAAUCCUAUCUUCGAUUUCCUCAAAUCUCAGCUCCAAAAAGUUGAAAAGGAGUUGGUGUAUCAAUGCGAGAAGUAUGACACAAAGUUUACUCAAAUGCAACGGAAACUAGUGGAUUACAUAACAUCCCUCCAAGAGCAGAGAGAGAAUGGCUCUUAUGUGAAAUACAUCGCCGAAAAAUUCGAAAGUGUUGAGGAAUAUUUCAAGGCAUCAGCACUAACGAGUUCUCAAAAUAUUGACCGCGAAAAAGAACGCACAAUUGUCGAGAUAUUUCACAAUAGCGAGAAUUUGGACUUAUCGAUCAUCAAUGAGACUUGGCUUGUGUUGUCCAAUUUCAUUAAAAGUAUAGAGGAGACUUUUGCUAGCGUAAUCUCCAAGUUCGUGAAGAACUACGUCCAUUAUGCUGACUCGUCUAACGGCUUUAAUGUCGACACACAAGGCGAACUCAGAGAUUUCUUUUUCGUUGUUCUUAAUGAUGUCAUAUCCAAGCUCAUGAAGAUAUUCUACGCGCAAAGUCCCUCAGAACUCUCUAAAGUAACUCCAGCCAACUACAACUCGUUCCUCCCAUAUCACACAAACUCAUUGUCUACGAUGUUCUACUUGACGGAUAUAUCCUCUAGCUUCAACAACAUCUUGACUCUUGCGGGCAAGUACACUUCUCAAAUUGGCAAGGCCUCAAAGAGCUUUGAUACAAACAAGCAAAUUCUGAGAUUGAGAGAAGUCUCUACACUCUUUGAUCAAAGAAUCUUGGAGGCCAUAUGCGCAACUUGGGUAAAUGACUGCUCGCAAUUGUAUGACUUAGAAAAUUGGGAGAAGUACGAGGGCUUUUCAGAGUCACGAACCAGCAAUAAAACGGUUUACACAAAGCUGAUGCAAGUUUCGUUUUAUUAUGAGCUUGCUGUACUUGAGACUCUCCGGAAUUUGAUUGUGAGACCUUCAGAUGGUGAUGAAGAUUCGAUUCGAAUCGUAUCAAACUAUCCAAGCAAACGGAUCCUUGUCAGUCUCGAAAUCCAAUUCAUGAGAAGCAUGAAUGUUUUGAUCGAUUCGACGAUCAAGAGAUUCAAAGCAGAAAAAGCAAUUGUCGAUGAAGCUUCUUUGAGAGAUUCGAAAACAGAACAAUGCACGUACAAAGUGUUGACGAUGAACAAUCUUUCCGCAUUGAGCAAGAGCAUUUUCCCGCAGCUUAUCAAAAAAUUUGACAAGUUGUUUAACAAAAAUUUGCUGCUGCAAAACUUGAAGUUGUUUGCAGAUCUAGAUCUCGUGAAGAUUACAAUUCUCGAUGAUAUCAAUGAGAUUGAGAAAGCGUGGAUCGAAGCCCGUAUUGAUGAACAUUUUGCCCUCGUUCAACGCUCCCGAAGCUCUAUGCCUCUAGCUGUCGAUCCAUUCGUGUACGAAUGUCUCUUGCAUUUUGUUACGCUCGUCCACGUUCUUAGACCGAUUACCGACCUUCAUACCUUCACAUUGAUCAUUCAACAGUUGCAAACACAAUUUUUGCUGAAAUUUCUUCUGUCUAUACGUGAAGCCAGUGAGAAGGAGCGCGUCAUCGCGGCGAUUUUGGGUAAUAUCAAGCUUGACUUGGACUUUUUCGUGGAAAUCUUCGGUGGACUGGCCUCGCUUAAUUUGGAUGAGUAUUGUGUGAAUCUAGUAAGAAUUAUUCUCAGUCAGAUUGACAAAAUUGAGAGCAUUUUCUCCGACUUGGGCUACACUCAGCAAGAAAUUGAAGUAAGAUUGGAGCGUGCACUUGAACAGAGCAGAAGCGAGUUUUCUUGUUUCGGAGCAGAAAUACAUUAA
Australozyma saopauloensis is the source of this 2916-nucleotide messenger RNA. RefSeq names its product exocyst subunit (gene SEC5). Gene Ontology annotation, biological process: exocytosis; Golgi to plasma membrane transport. Lineage: Eukaryota; Fungi; Ascomycota; Pichiomycetes; Serinales; Metschnikowiaceae. The transcript has a single exon. The record is from RefSeq and is a predicted model, not a curated record. The coding region runs from base 1 to 2916 and encodes 971 amino acids. Gene Ontology annotation, cellular component: exocyst.